Messenger RNA from Parnassius mnemosyne (clouded apollo), 1257 nucleotides. The record is from the annotation of a GenBank genome assembly. Lineage: Eukaryota; Metazoa; Arthropoda; Insecta; Lepidoptera; Papilionidae.
AUGACUCUAAUUGAGGGAGUGGGAGAUGAAGUGGUGCAAUUUGCUAUAGCGGUGCUAGUAAUCAUAGUUGCUAUAUUAGCUUGGUGGUCAACAAAUGCCCGCCCGGACCGAUACCGAGCUGUUCUCUUGAUGCGCUCUCGCACUCAUCACCCAGUUACAGUUAGCAUACGAACGAGACCAAGUAUAACAAAUAUCCAAGCUAGCAGUUCUGUGCAGAAUAUAACAGAGCCCCUAGCAUCAAAUACUUCAAGCUCAGUUAGCGAAAGUACCAGAGAAAACGCCAGAGUUAUACCUCUACAGGAAAUGGAUAGUAUUGUAGAUGCUGACAUGGCUAUGCUGGACAAUAAUCGGCUGCAUUUCUAUAGGAGAAUUGAUUCACCAAACAACAGUCAGAGUCCCACAGAGUCUCUGAGCGAAGAGAGUGAGACUCAGGAAGAAUCUGAACCAGCAAGCAAUGCUCAGAUAAGAGAGAUGGAUAGUAUUGUUAGUGCAAUGGAGGCUGAUGUAACAACUGGAUGUGACUUUUUCACUAGAUCUAAUGGAAGUAAUCAACUCACAGCCUCUGCAGAUCAAAAAACUGAUAAGAAAGAAGACAAUAAACAAAAUAUUUCAUCAAGUAGCUCAAAUGUAAGCAGAGAAUCGGAGCUGGACUCAGAAAAUGCGACUGUCGAAGCUGAAACAGUGAUUAGCGAAAAUACUGAGAGUGAAAGAGAUAGGAGAAAAAUACUUAUCAAAUUGAAGUAUCUCAAUGAAACUUUGAAAGAAGUGGACGGCAGCCUCGAUGAAUUAUUAAAGGAUUUUAAAUGGCGUCACUUCCAAGCGGAACUCACUUCAGAAUGUCGCGUCCGACUGAUAUUCAACGGCCGUGUGUUAGUCGAUGAUGCGGCUACGUUGCAGGCUUGCGGCCUUCACGACCGCGCAGUCGUACACUGCCUGGUGCAUCCCAAGAGGAAUAAUAAUCAGCAGCGGUCUGGUACGGAGGAAGCGAACGUCGCAGCUACACACGAGUUGAUAACUGAAACGGGGCAGCCCGAGAGGACAUGGGACCUUGAAAACAUUCUGAUGACCUUAGUUUCUGUAGCCCUAACCAUAGUGUGGUUUUUCAGAUGUGAAUAUUCGAACAUGUUCACGGCGAGCGCGAGUGUUGCCCUGUUCGGCCUAACCGUGUUCUACAGUGUUGCUAUUUUCGGCCUCUACCUGUCUGACACAUUCCACUUCGAUAGACGACCUGCUGCCCAACCAGCGCCUAAUAACUAA